AUGGAUUCUCCACUUAACACCACGAUCGGUGUUCGUAUGAACGCCUAUCUCACCAGUCCCGACGAUUUCCGCAAGCAGAGAAAGAGAAUCAACAAAAGAAUCGCAAAAUUACGUCAUGAUUUGGGUCUUGUGACAAGAGAUACCAAGCAAUACAAGACUAAGGAGAAAACCUCGGGAAUCACCGUCCAGGACUACGAAAAGGAUCCCAAUUACGGAUUAGUGUUGUUGUUGACAGCCGAGAGAGAUGUGUUGUACGCGUUGGAGAUCAAGAACACGCUCGAGAUCAGCAACGAGCAUGGAGCAGGCCAGAAGAACUUGAUGGUCAGCAGACUCAAAAAGGCAUUGAACACCUCCAAGAAGAUCUUGGAAUUGGCCCAGAACGAAGCUUCAGCUUUGGUUAGGAUCGAAUUGUACAUUUUCGCUGCGUUGAUCCAGGGCCAGUUGUCGGUGACCAAGAAGCAGUGGGAGCUGGCCAGAACCUCGUACUCUAUAGCGAGGGUAGGUCUCGAGUUCUGGACCGCUGUCCAGAAGGAAGGCGAGAAGGAGUUCCAGGGCGAAGAUGUGUUCGAAGCAGCAGAAACCCUCGAGAAGGAGUUGGUUGAUAACGUCAUUGAUCCAUCGUUGAACUUGGCACUUUCUCAAAUGGAUGCCAGGGCUGUGGAUAUCAAAAGUGUUUCCAGAAAGCACUGCCACGAUGAAAACUUACCAUACUUGUCCCCUACCAUUUCCAUCAUAAAAGCACAAAAGCCAGACUUGGUUUCAGAAAUAUCGUCGACCGAAUUGAUCGACUCCAUUGAAUGGAGAGGACACGAAGCUCAGAUCUACAACGACGAAGUUGCUUACAACAUCAUGGCUUUGCUCAAGACUGACGAAAACACCGACUACGACAUUUUGGGAACUAACUGGUCCAAUGUGUUGGAUAUCCAUAGCCAAGAUAUCGAGAGAAAUAACGAUGAAGAUGACAUGGAAAAGAGUCAGAACAGAGCCAUUUUGCUCACUUACAUUAAGUACAACUUGCUCUUCGCCAGUAUGAAGAGAGACUUGCUCAUUAUCGAUGACAUCACCUCUUCCAAGACCUACAGAAACGUGGUUCCAUUCUACGACAACAUCAUAACCAUCACCCAAGACUUGAAGGAAUUGCCGGGUGUGUAUAAUGACGAAGAGUUGCAUCAGUCGCUUGAGGACUUGGAGAAGUACUUCAACGCCAAGAAGUGUAUCUAUGUUGCCAACCUUUACAUCGCCACCAACAAGUACGCGGAAGCUUUGACCAUAUACCUGAGCUUGAAGGAUGACUUCAUCACUGAAGAACAAUUCACCAAGUUUGAAGAAUUCCCCUACAAUAUCACAUCCAACAUCGACUUCGAGAAAUACGCGCAAGACUUCAACGCCAAGUUCUUGCACGCACAUGCAUUGGCCCACAAUGCCCUUGAAUCUAAAGACAUCGGCUCGAUCGUCGAGAAUUCGAACAAGUUCCAGACUGGCUUGGAGCUUGUGGACUUGGCUACUCCUCCAAAGAUUCACUCGAUUUUAAGCAAGCCUGUAUUGUUUGAUAUCAGUUACAACUAUAUCAAUUAUGACUUGGGACGUUCCUCCUCUGCUGCACCAGUUUCGACAAGUCCAGCUCCACAAACAAGUGCUGAAGAUCAAGAUGGCAAGAAGCGUGGUGCCACCGUAUCCAUGAAAAAACAGGGCCUGUUGGUGACACUCGUGUUCUGCGUUGCAGGGUUGUACGGAUCCUUUUUGUCCUGGUCCGUGUUGCAGGAGAGGAUCAACACCAAGCCUUAUGGUAUCGACGGCUCGUACGAGCCUGAAUAUUUCAAGGCUCCGUUGGUGGUGAACAUCGUCCAGGCGCUCUUUGCCAGCAUCAUCGGCCUUGUGUACUCCAGUGCGACCCACGGCAAUCCAUUCCUCAUAUUCACCAACCAGAAACUGAUCUCGUUGCAGUACUUCAAGUGGUUUCUUCUCAUUAGCAUCACCUCCAGCUUGUCGUCGCCAUUGGGAUACGAGUCGCUCAAGCAUGUCGACUACCUUGCGUACCUCUUGGCCAAGUCAUGCAAGCUCAUUCCCGUGAUGUUGGUCCAUCUGGUGAUGUACGGCACCCGAUUCCCUGUGUUCAAGUACGUAGUAGCAGGGUUGGUGACGGCAGGAGUGGCAGUUUUCACCUCCAGCCACACCUCGCUGAAGACCAGUAUCAAUGACGGCAAGACUGGGUUGGGUAUGGCCCAGUUGAUCGGCUCUAUGGUAUUGGACGGUCUCACCAACCUGACCCAAGACCAGUUGUUCAAGUCCCAACAGGGCACCCACAGAGUCACAGGUGCCAGCUUGAUGUGCAUCUUGAAUUUAUUCGUAUUCGUGUUGACUGCAGCCUACACAGCCGUUUUCAAGAGCUCGGAGCUCACCUACACUCUUGACUUUGUGCACAAGUAUCCCGAGGUGUUGACCAACAUCUUGGCGUUUGCGGUGUUCGGGUCGGUGGGCCAGGUAUUUGUUUUUGUGAUCUUGGAGAAGUUCGACUCAUUGGUGCUCAUCACUGCCACGGUGACCAGAAAGAUGUUGAGCAUGAUUUUGAGUGUGGUUUUGUUUGGCCACAAUUUAACGGGAGUCCAGUGGUUGGGCGUGGGAUUGGUGUUCGGCGGCGUAGGGUUCGAGGGAGUUAAGAAGGCCCAGGGACCAUCGGUGAAGCCCAAGAAGGAGUAGCCAGGGAGAUAGAUAGGCAAUGCAUGGUGCGUAGCGAGACUAGAGUAAAUCUUCCCCCUCGCAUAGAUUCAAAGAUAUCAAAAUAGUCACAAUAAAAAAGGGAGGAUACCAAAACCUUUACUAUAUAGAGUUGCAGAUUCCAAAGUAUUGACAAUAAAUUAAACCUUAC
Suhomyces tanzawaensis NRRL Y-17324 is the source of this 2866-nucleotide messenger RNA. RefSeq names its product Hut1p (gene HUT1). The record is from RefSeq and is a predicted model, not a curated record. Bases 1 to 2697 code for a protein of 898 amino acids. Gene Ontology annotation, biological process: SRP-dependent cotranslational protein targeting to membrane; UDP-galactose transmembrane transport. Lineage: Eukaryota; Fungi; Ascomycota; Pichiomycetes; Serinales; Debaryomycetaceae. Gene Ontology annotation, cellular component: endoplasmic reticulum membrane; Golgi membrane; signal recognition particle, endoplasmic reticulum targeting. Gene Ontology annotation, molecular function: signal recognition particle binding; endoplasmic reticulum signal sequence receptor activity; UDP-galactose transmembrane transporter activity. The transcript has 2 exons.